Molecule: messenger RNA, 1917 nt
Organism: Meyerozyma guilliermondii ATCC 6260
Lineage: Eukaryota; Fungi; Ascomycota; Pichiomycetes; Serinales; Debaryomycetaceae
Gene: HRK1
Product: putative serine/threonine protein kinase
Exons: 1
Coding region: 1-1917 (638 amino acids)
Biological process (GO): protein phosphorylation; intracellular signal transduction
Molecular function (GO): ATP binding; protein serine/threonine kinase activity
Source: RefSeq, a predicted model, not a curated record
AUGCCGGACAAGCACAAGCUCAAACUUUUUUCUUUCAAACACCAGUCCGGUGAUGACGAACUAGGUCCAGAGUUGUCCAAUCAGCUGACGCACGGCCGCAAGUUUUUGGGGUUCCAUAUCGGCCGCCACGAGUCAGGCGAACUGCUAACGUCGCCUACGCUUACGAACUCACUGGAUAUGGCCCAUGGGCACGUUAAUCAUGGCGGUGGGGCAAAUGGAACCGGUCCUGGAAUUGGUCCAUCUCCAGCGACUCUGGCAGCGCAAUCUCCUGGAUCUCCCAACCAUAAUGGUCCACCUUCCAAGUCAUCGUCUAUGGUGGAACUCAAGCGUUUUUUCAAGCCGGCAAAGAAAGCUCCAACAAAAACUUACGAUAACAAAAUACACUCACCUCCCACUCUCGCCGGUGCGGGCCAACCCAACCAUAUUGCCCACGGCUCACAACUGCAUGCUUCGCUAGCCAAUCUCAUCAGCCAGACGUCGUCGCAACUCUUACACAGUGCAGUGACGUCCAGCAAUAAGGAUCCGUUGACGGAUGACGAAUCGCAUCUUGUGAAAAAAUACGGUAAGGUGGGAAAGGAACUUGGUUCUGGAGCGGGAGGCUCGGUCAAAUUGAUUGUCAGACCUUCUGAUGGACGAACGUUUGCCGUUAAAGAAUUUCGGCCUCGCCGUAGUACCGAAUCUAUGAAGGAUUAUACCCGUAAGUGCACGGCCGAAUAUUGCAUUGGGUCCACCCUCCGUCAUCCCAACAUCAUCAAAACCAUUGACAUUCUCUUGGAGAAUAACCGAUACUUUGAAAUCAUGGAGUAUGCCCCAAUAGACUUCUUUGCCGUUGUUAUGAGUGGACGUAUGUCUCGUGCCGAGAUCAAUUGUUGCAUGAAACAAAUCAUCGAGGGAGUUUCUUACUUGCACAGUUUGGGGCUUGCUCACCGUGACUUGAAGCUCGAUAACUGUGUAUUGUCGGAUGAAGGUAUUUUGAAGAUUAUCGAUUUUGGAAGUGCGGUCAUUUUCAAGUACCCAUACGACCAACAUGGAGGUAAAGAUACCGUCCAUCCUGCCCAUGGAAUCGUGGGUUCGGAUCCUUAUCUUGCACCCGAGGUACUCAAAUCCCCCAAUUCAUAUAGUCCUCAGCCGGUUGACCUUUGGUCCAUUGCCAUAAUUUACUGCUGUAUGACACUCAAGAGGUUUCCUUGGAAAAUUCCCAACUCAGAAAAGGACAAUUCUUUCAGGCUCUACUCGAUGAAGGACGACAGCUGGCAUGACUACGCCUUGAGCAACGAGUGCCACAAGUUGCUACUUCAACAGCGUCGGUUGAAAAAUAUGUUGAAGCAGCGCGAAGAAGAAAGCAACGAAACCGGCGACAAGAAUAUGGAAGAAUCCGAACCUCCUACGGAAGACGACGACCGAGAACAGACCCCAGACGAGAAGCACGCCAACGCUGGGGACGGAAAUUCUCCAUUACCAACCACAUACACCAUCGAAACCAUCCGCGCCCAUAUCGCUUCCAUCGAUGCCAAGUUAAAAGAAUAUGAAGCAAUCAAAACCGAAAUGAAAGCCAAGUACGCCGAGCAUAAACGAGACCAUGAAGAGAAGGAGGAACCACCUGCUGAAGAAGAAGGGUCUCGUAGAAAGAAACACAAACAAAUCCACGGACCUUAUCGACUUUUACGGUUACUACCCCAUGCAUCUCGACCUAUAAUACACCGCAUGCUUCAAAUAGAUCCGAACAAGCGUGCUUCUUUGGAGGAAAUUUUGAAUGACGAAUGGAUCAAGGAUAUUCGGUGCUGCACACUCAAGCUGGUAGCACGAAGCGGUGAGAACGAAGGUGCCGGAUUCGAGGAAGAUGAAGACGAAAUCUUUGUCCGCGGUGUUCCAGAACACGAGCACACCACCGUCAUAGAAAAUGAAGAGCCUCAAUGA